Messenger RNA from Symbiodinium sp. CCMP2592, 291 nucleotides. The record is from the annotation of a GenBank genome assembly. NCBI's taxonomy places the organism in Eukaryota, Dinophyceae, Suessiales, Symbiodiniaceae.
AUGGAGGUGCCCCACCUCCCGGCCACAGCCCGAUGCCUUGCGGGCAUAGGGGAGCAGACCGUGGCCAAGUUUCGCGAGGAUCGUGGGAACCGCGUUCGGAUCCACGCUGCGGCCAUCCGACUGCCCGACGUUUCGACGGACAUCCUCAUCACGUUGAACGAUCCAGUGCACGUCGACCCCGACAGCAGCAGCGCUGAGGCGCCGGUGCCGUCCGAGCCGGCCGAGGACGUGUUCAGGAUGCUCUUGCGCUCCUUCCGUAUCACGGACUGGGGGCUGUUUGGCGAGGGCUGA